CGACCCGGGUAUGUAGAUGAAGCCAAAAACGGCGAACAACCCGCUCCAAAGAGAGCAAAAUCUGCCCCAAAGUCUGGGCACACUUCUGAGGGCAAUGACCCGUCAAUUCUAAGCCAGAAAAAUGCUGUAGUCGUAGAUGAUAAUGAACAAUCUGACCAACCGCAUGUGGCAGAUGACACGUUGAGCUUGUUCGGAGGGCCAGAAUUUCAAGACAUUGAUGACGAACUUGAUAAUGACAAUCUCCUUGAAAAUAUUGCUCAAAAUUUGUCUUCUCGAGUCUUCAAAACAACAAACUGCCCUCCUAUUUCUGCAUCUCUGGCCAAAAUUAUCAAUUCAAAACUUGCGGAUGAAUUUGAUGCUCCAAAAUUGAAGGAGACCCUUAGCAAGUAUAAACGGCCUGAAAACUGUGAGCAGAUGUAUGUGCCGGAAGUCAACCAGGAAAUAUGGCACAAAAUGAAGCCAUUUGCCAAAAAGGCUGAUAUUAAAAUGGCAAACUUACAAGACACCCUUAUAAAAGGGUUAUCAGGUCUGGCAAAUGCCACUAACACAUUGUUAGAGUGUAGGGAAAGUAAAACUAUCCCUGAUUACAGAGCUAUUGUUCCACAGUUGAUUGAUACCACAGCUCUUUUUGGCCAUGUUUGUAAAGAGCUUUCGUAUAAAC
Paramuricea clavata is the source of this 661-nucleotide messenger RNA. The record is from the annotation of a GenBank genome assembly. Lineage: Eukaryota; Metazoa; Cnidaria; Anthozoa; Malacalcyonacea; Plexauridae.